AUUAUCCAAACAAUGACAUGAGAGUAAAUAGUACAGAUGGAAUAUCACCUGAUAACAGUACAGAUGAACCAUUUACCAACAGUACUUUAGGUACCAGCAUACCUGUUAAUAAAUUCCCAUGGCAAAUAGUUGGUCCUAUAAUAGGGAGUGUUGUCUUAUCUCUGUUUAUCAUUCUAAUUGUUUAUUGCUGUUAUAAAAAGCAGAAGAAAGCAAGAAAAGCAAAAAUAAUUGGUAAUAAUGACAAUCAAUAUCGGCAAAUUCCUCAGCCAUCCAGGUCAGAAAAUGCCAACGGCAACGUCAGAUUCUAUGAAGAUCCUGAAAGGAAUGAAGAACCUGCUGGUAUAAUACCCCAUCACCCCAGGUCAGAAAGUGCCAAUGGCAACGUCAGAUCCUAUGAAGAUCCUGAAAGGAAUAAAGAAACUGCUGGGAUAACACCCCAUCACCCCAGGUCAGAAAAUGCCAACGGCAACGUCAGAUCCUAUGAAGAUCCUGAAAGGAAUAAAGAAACUGCUGGGAUAACACUCCAUCACCCCAGGUCAGAAAAUGCCAAUGGCAACGUCAGAUCCCAAGAAGAUCCUGAAAGGAAUGAAGAAACUGCUGGCAUAACACCCCAGCAAGGAGAAAUUGUUGGGAUAACAAACUCACUUGAUUAUAUAUAUGAUGAAGAAAAGAAGAAGGCAAGAGCUGAGUCAGCAGGAAGUGCUAAUAAUAAUGGGGUUCAACAUCAACACCUUCAGCAACCCAGUUCAGAAUAUGCCAACAGUAAGAAAAAGAAUGGUAAAGAUCCUGAAAGGGAAGAAGAAGGAUUGACACCAGUCGAUAAAUCUUUGAUUAGACUUGAAAACUUGAACUUGACACAGCYAGACGACCUUAAUUAUUGUUGAAGAUUAAAGAAAAUACAAAUGCUGGUUUUGCUAUUUAGAGUGGGACAAUCGAAAGCCCGAAGAUCGAAAAAAACCCAGUGAAAAACCCUAGAAGCACAGGACAGAAUCAACAAGCAACUCUACUUUUAUGUUAUUAUUUAUUUUCUUGUAUAGCACAUUUUUAAAUCCAUGAAAAUGAUCAAAAUAUUAAAUCGCUGUACAAAAUUAAGACUAAAAUUAAUAUAGAUAUAUACCUCCCCGCCUACUCACCUACUCACAUACGAGACCAAGACCGGCAGGACUCAAACCUGCCGGUCACACCUCAUGUAGUCAGAGGCUUGUGCUCUGACCGCUAAUGCCACCUGUGCUUGCUAUAAUGCAGGGAUAUAUUUUUCAAUUUGUUCCUCAUCAAACUAUAA
Messenger RNA from Actinia tenebrosa (Australian red waratah sea anemone), 1282 nucleotides. RefSeq lists its product as uncharacterized. NCBI's taxonomy places the organism in Eukaryota, Metazoa, Cnidaria, Anthozoa, Actiniaria, Actiniidae. The record is from RefSeq and is a predicted model, not a curated record.